AGAAAAGGCAACGUUAUACUAAGGCCCAGCGGUUACCUUCAUGGACUACCAAAAUUAAUCAGGGAAAAUCUGUGUUCGGCAAAGAGCAAGUGUAAGCGAUAAAAAUGAUUCUGCCCUUAAAAUUUCCAAAUUGCAUCUUUUUACCUUAACCCUAGGAAUCCGGAUGCGCUGGACGGUUCGGACGACGAAAUCACCGAUUUAAACCAAGCAAUCAAGCGACCUCGCUCAAAAAGUCCGGAUCGAUUACGACCAAAGUCGAGAUCACCUACUCCUCCACCACCACUUGCCUUCCACAUUCGCGAACGUGCUCGUGCCAUUGCACGAGAAAUCAUCAAAGAUCAUAUCCCCCAUGUCAAUAACAUUCGAGAUCGAGAAAGCAUAAAUGCCCUGAACCAAUUUAAGGACAACCCUUUUGAGAUUGAAGAUGACGACGCCGAAGUAGCUGCUAUGCUCCGCCGGAUCAAAUCAGAAUACAGGCCGAAAGAUAUCAGAGAUACAUCCAGCCCCGCGCCUGGUGUGGGUGGGCUAGACAGGAAUGUCAAAAUCAUCAUCACAUGGGUGCCGCAUCCUGCCGCAAAAGAGCACCCUCCGAAUACAUGGGAUUAUAUCAUUGAUAGGGACAGUGAUUUACGGCAGAUAUUCAAGAAUAUCGCCGGACAAAAGCACAUUUUCGCACAUGAUUUGGUCGUCACCCAUGAGGACCACCAGAUACACGGCAUGAAAACCCCCCGACAGCUUGAGGGCCUGGUACGGGAAAUCCAUCUUUCGGCUUCGGAGAAAAACACAUAUGAUAUCAUCCGGGAACUUCGACGACAAGGUAAAUCACAACCGGAACCUUCCAACCUGAACGACGAAGAGAAUGGUGAUGGUGGUGGUGAUGAUGCUGAUGCUGAACCCAAAGUAGAAGAGGUCCGAAAGAUAAGACUAGACUUAAAGAGCAAACCAUUCCCUGAGGCAAAGAGGAUGAACGUUAAAGCGACCACUGCGUGUCGGUCCAUCCUGGCUGCCUACCUUAAGGCAGUUGGUGUUGAUCCAGGCAAGAAAGGUGUUCGCCUCAUGUUUGAGGGCGAAUCGCUCGCCCUUGAUAAACCCAUCGGUAGUCAUGAUCUUGAUCUUGACGAAGAUGACGAAGAUGAUGAGGAUCCUAGUGGUGUCCAGAUUGAUGUAGUGGGCCUUUGAGAUUCACCGAUUCAUCGAUUUGGGAGUAUGUAUAGUAGUCGAAAAUAUUAUCAUUGCAUCAUUCAUCUUC
Molecule: messenger RNA, 1249 nt
Organism: Cantharellus anzutake
Lineage: Eukaryota; Fungi; Basidiomycota; Agaricomycetes; Cantharellales; Hydnaceae
Exons: 3
Coding region: 448-1179 (243 amino acids)
Source: RefSeq, a predicted model, not a curated record